AUGUUGAAGUUCAUCACCCUAAGGAGUUCAAUUCUUUCAACUGUCAUCUUCUUGUUCGCCUCCUUCCAAGGCAUCUGCGGAUUCGUGCUCCCAGUUUGUGAUGCAUUUGCCACUAACAUACCCCAAUGGAUGUCUUUGGAUCACAAGUACUAUAGAGAGGCAAUUUACGGAACUAAUGAACCUCUUUCUGAUAAAGCCAGUUUAAUAUGCAAACUUUUAGGCUGUAUGGUGUUCUUCAUGGCGCAAUAUAUAGGUGCCAUUAUUGGUCUCGCCUAUCUUCAGGUGUUGAUUUUCCUUCUUGAGUUUCGCCAAGAGAUGGUGAAGGAAGAGAUCCAUCAGCAUCAGGCCUACUACAUGUAUGAGCUGAAGAGAAUCAACAUGGAAAAGCAGCUGCAGCAACAGCAGCAAGUGGUUCUUCCACAAGAAAGCAAUCUCACAAGCUAUGCAGCAUUAGACAGAAUAAGUGAAAAGGAUGAGUCUCAACUUAUAGAAGAGAGUGAGUUCUGA
This is a messenger RNA of Protopolystoma xenopodis, 507 nucleotides long. NCBI's taxonomy places the organism in Eukaryota, Metazoa, Platyhelminthes, Monogenea, Polystomatidea, Polystomatidae. The record is from the annotation of a GenBank genome assembly.